UACGUACAGAAGAAAUAUAUUUAUGGACCAUGCGCAGCUGGUUGGAUUACUACGUUGCUUCGUAGUAGUGAAGUGAAGCACCGAGUUUUUAUUUGUAAACACAAGAGUGCAAGUAUAUUUCGUUAAAAAAAGAUGGACGGUUACGAUACGCGAAAAAAGAAUUGGGAAGAUUUGGACGUUACGAAAGAGGAGUUGGACAGUUUCACGGAGUGCAUGAAAAAGGAAGAAUUUCGAAAAUUGCUAAUUGAAUACGCGGAAGAAGUGUCGAAUCCGGAAAAUCGUAAAUUGUACGAACAAGAAAUAACUCAAUUGGAAAAACAACGGGGCGUUGACGUUACGUUCGUUAAUCCGGAGCCCGGUUACGUCAUUAAAACUAGCUUGAACGGCGAUAAAAAGUGCUUUGUUAAUAUCAGCAAAAGUGAAAAAGUCGGUAAACCAUCCAGUCAACCAUCUUUUUCUGAUGGCAAUCGGGGACUUCGAUGGUCAAUACCGUACAGCCUCGCACCACCCCGCGAAGAUUACGACAAAAAACGUCUUCGAUGCACCGUUUUCGAUGUCGUUUUUCAUCCCGAUACUCUAUAUCUCGCUUCCAAAAAUCCUAGUUUCGCUAAAAUCGUCAAUAACACUGCUUUGGAUGGCGUCGAAUCCAAUCAUAAGGUGAAGUUGGACAGAAAAAAUAUGAAAUUUCCAAAAAUGACAUUCAAGGGCUUGAGUCAACCAACAGUGAUUAGGAAAGCAAGUGAAAAACCAGCGGAAACGCCACUGGACAUAGAUCCAGAGGUUUACGAAAAGUUGAUGUCAAGUUAUGACGAAAGCAGAAUUCCAAAACAAAUGGAAGAUAAGCAGCACCGAGCAGCUCCAAAGUCAACAUAUUACAGGAGCGAGAAGCAGAGCAAAAAGGAUGAAAAUUCAGUUUACAGCGUGCCGAAGUUUAUGAUAAAGCAUCAGAGUGACAUUGACCUUCAGGAUUUCCGAGACUGUGUAGACGCAAAGAUAAAUGCAGCAAUUCCAAAGAGCCUGGUAAUUGAAAUCGAUUUGCCAUUGUUGAAAAGUGCGAGCGACGCGUCUCUGGACGUUCAGGAACGUUCGCUCUCUCUUAAAAGUGAAAAGCCAGCGAAAUACUCGCUGGAACUUCCUCUGCCUUAUUGUGUCAACGCUGAUGCAGGAAACGCCAAGUUCGAUUCGAAAAACAAGAAGUUGACUGUCACAUUACCAGUUGUAAGGAAAAAUAUAUCACUUGCCGAAAUGCGGGACAGCGGAGUGGAAAGUGAUCAUGGAAGUCCUCUGGCGAGUCUCGGUGAUGAGGCAAUCUCUAACGACAACGAAGACUCUGUUUCACAAGAGUCAUCCGUGGAUGAAUCUCAAUCGCGUGUCGUGGUGUUGAGUGAAAUUGAUCCAACGAAUAAUUCUCCCCAAAACACUGCUUUACGGACUAGCAAUUACCCAAACUCGAACGAGUCAUUCCUUAAUCCCAAUAUCAAGUAUACACUGCCGCCAUUUGUUUGCAACAUUUUCGACGACAAUUUAGCCAUCACGAUAAACGUUAAAAACGUCGAUUCACAAUCCAUCGACUAUCGGGUGCUCGAUUUUAAUUCCGGUAUUCACAUCGUUCUCACAUCGGUCGGUGCAGGAUUUUUUCCUGUUUAUUAUGCGCUGUGCUUGAAAAUUCAUGAGGAAUCCGUCGCCUCGAAAACUGUCACUGUCGAACCCUGGGACAACAAUGUCGUUUUUACUAUCAAUCUAAAAGAUACCAACUCCCUUGAAAGAUACUGGGUCGGCUUGGAUGAAGAAUUCAUGGAAGCUAAAGAUUUAUCUUCCAAAAUGUCUCUCACCAAUAAAUUCGAACAGCUCAUGGUGGAGCCACAGAGCGAUCGGGAUAAAACGGUCGAAGUGAUCGCCGAAGGUGAAGAUAUCGUGAUCAACAUUCAAUCGAAUAAUUUAGAUUCGGACGACGAUGACGAUCAUCAGAGACUGGACAUGUCUUCGAGAAAAAAAGAGAGGAAACACGGUUUGUCGAAAUUUCGAUCAGUUUCGGAGAGCAGUGGCGACGAUUUACCGAGCAGCAACGGCAGCGUUUCUAAGGGGAUUUUAAAAUCACGACGUAGCACAUUCUCACGCUCUGUUUCUGAGUCCAGCAUCGACGAAACUACUGGACACAUAUCUUCCGUCGAUUUUCAUUAUGACUCGAUUCAAGACGUUAAUUCUGAGUCGGAUUGUUCGAGUUUCAAAAAAUCCGUUCGAUUCAACGAUGUUGUUUCCCGGCAAUUAUACAGAUCCAACUCCAGUAUCCUUGGUCAGCGGAAAAAGAAUCAACGAAAAUUGAGAAACAAGAAACGCGCGCAUGAGCGUCGUAUGAGCGAGAGCGAAAAUUCCGAGACUGAGGAUCGUGAGAAAUAUCGAAUAAAUCAUCCAAAAGACAAUGGCCCGGAUGAGGGAAUUCACGACAGCGUAAAGCCGAUUUUGAACCGGGACAAAUUGUCGGAAAAUCGAAAAAGCGAUGGCAUCCAAAUCGACAAAAUACAAAAUAACGUCAGCAAUCAUUCGCACAAAACGAAACGCGAUAAAAACAACAAAGAAGAUGUCAACAUUUUGGAAAAGUGCGAUAAAUUUCAAGCGAGUAAUUCUGUCGGCACGGAAUUCAAAAACGAUCUUAUAUUCGACCUCGAUAUUUAAAACUUCAAGAGUUCACGAUCGAGGUCGCUGCAUGUGAUAAAUAAUUUAGUCCAACCAAGUCUGAGAAUAAUUACGAUUCCAAUGUAGCGAUUCUUUCACCAUCUUUAUUAAUUAUAUUUUUACCCAUUAUUUUAGCUUGUGUUGGCGGUACAGAAAUAAUCUUUUAAUCAUUAUUUAUCUAUUGAAAGAUAUAUUUUCAUAAUUAUAUCAACUUUUGCUUUCAAAUCGCUUCACGUAAUGUGAAAUGAUGCUAGAAAAAUGAAGCAUAAAUUGACAAUGUUAUAAAUUAUCGGGAAAAAAUUGUCGUAUUCUCGUUGUUUAACAAUGCAUAAUCAUCAAAUUCCUGAUCGAGUCUGCUCGGAUUUCGCGGAAAUUUCAAUACACCAAGUGAUAUGGAGUUUUGUAAUCGAAAUUUUGAAAUGUAUGACUUUUCGAAUCGAAAAAUCGAUAGAAAUCCGAAAAUUCGUCGAAAAUACAAAGAACAAAAUGUACAAAAACGAAGUCCGAACAUCUGCAAAACUGUCUUCGAAUCGAAUCCUCAAAUAUUGAAUAAUUCAAUGAGUAAUUAAAAUUGAUAAAGUUUUCUUGAUUCGUCAAUCGACGAAAAUUUGGCUCACUGUGAAAAAUCACGAAAAAAUAUAUUUUCGGGCUCAGCUCGCCAUGAGUGGAAACUGCAGAGCUAAAAACGUUCUAUCGAAGCAACACCAACGAUUUGAUUGAGCUACUCGAUGAUAAGAACCGUUCAAUUUUCAUAAAAACCGAAAACUCUCGAUAUUUACAAAAAUAAAAAUCCUUCGAUUUUCAUAAAAAUAACCGAUAGAUUUUUACCGAGAUAAGAAACAGUCAAUAUUCACAAAAAUCAGAAUUUUUAAAAACGUCCAAAACGAUCAAUUUUUACACAAUCAAUAAUGUUCAUUCUUCACUGUCACGAAGAAGUACUGCCAAUGCGACACAGCACGAAGGGUGAUCCCAAUUUUUCUGCUUACUGAGAAACCACUCGAUUUUUCCUUUUUUUUUCUGUCGAUCGAUUUUCAACACAAAACGCAUAAUAUUUUAGGGAUUGCGAUGUUUGAGAGAGAGUUACGAGGGCGAGUGGCUGCAAAUUUCGAUUGUCAAGUAUCGACCGUACCGCAGAUUAUUUUCUCGCCAAAUAACAACACAGCAAGCGAUUUAAAGCUCAAUUAAAGAUCACCGAGUGAUAGAAAACCGUAGCAUAUAAGAAAAAGUUUCAUCGUGCGUGUGUGCGUUUCAAAGCACGAGUAUAAAAGCCAUUUAAAAGUAGAUCUGAUGAGCGGGCUUAAGAUCUCUCGAAAUGGAAUGAAUUGUGACGCGGGAAUGAAAAUUUAAAAAAAACUUCCUUCAAGCGUCGCAAAUCGAAAUUUUAUUACGAAAUCAGAACAAGUUUUAUCGAUGGAAAAUAAAAAAAUAAAAAAGAAAAACACGAAAAAAUAAAGAAAAUCAUGUUUGUGUACUCGCAUUUAUGUAUAGCGAGCAUUGCAGCGAGAAAUGCCUUGGGUCAUUGAGCAAUGCUCGUUCCUAAAAUAGAUUAGAAAAAACUAUUGAUAAAGUGAAGAUACGAAAA
Molecule: messenger RNA, 4255 nt
Organism: Venturia canescens
Lineage: Eukaryota; Metazoa; Arthropoda; Insecta; Hymenoptera; Ichneumonidae
Gene: Nop17l
Product: Nop17 like
Exons: 4
Coding region: 133-2673 (846 amino acids)
Biological process (GO): axonemal dynein complex assembly
Cellular component (GO): cytoplasm
Source: RefSeq, a predicted model, not a curated record